Messenger RNA from Drosophila persimilis, 4344 nucleotides. RefSeq names its product pyruvate carboxylase, mitochondrial (gene PCB). Gene Ontology annotation, biological process: pyruvate metabolic process; gluconeogenesis. Gene Ontology annotation, molecular function: metal ion binding; pyruvate carboxylase activity; ATP binding. Gene Ontology annotation, cellular component: cytoplasm. NCBI's taxonomy places the organism in Eukaryota, Metazoa, Arthropoda, Insecta, Diptera, Drosophilidae. The transcript is spliced from 8 exons. The record is from RefSeq and is a predicted model, not a curated record. The coding region runs from base 325 to 3918 and encodes 1197 amino acids.
UGACGUGAGCGGUUCGCCGAGUUCCUGGGAAAGAAAGCAAACAGCACGCCGUUGUAAAGUGCAGUGAACAAAUUCGACUUCGCGGUGUUCUACCUACCCAAAAAAAAAUAAGAGGAAGAGUGUACAAAACACAUAUAGGAACCGUGUGCAUUUGUGUCCCCAGAGCCUUCGAUCGAAAGGCUGUCCCACAGAUUUCAAUUGUUUUGAGUGCUGAAACGGCGAUUUCUUGACCGUCGCACUCCCCUUUGGAGUCCCGUUGGAUAACAAGGAUAAGCGCAGGGCGCUUUUUGUGCAUUUUUUUUGGAAACCAACGCUCGGAUCAUCAUGUUCAUACCAGUGGCCCAGUCCGCCUUCAAAGCGCUGCGCAGUGCGCAGCCGCGCGUGCGCCUCUACUUCGUCAGCAAGAAUGCCUACUCGAGUCAGGUGGAGUACAAGCCCAUUCGAUCGGUGCUGGUGGCCAAUCGAGGGGAGAUUGCCAUUCGCGUGUUCCGCGCCUGCACAGAGCUGGGCAUCAAGUCGGUGGCCGUGUACUCGGAGCAGGACAAGAUGCACAUGCAUCGCCAGAAGGCGGACGAGUCCUACCUGGUCGGCAAGGGUCUGCCCCCGGUGGAGGCCUACCUCAACAUUCCAGAGAUCAUUCGGGUGUGCAAGGAGAACGACGUGGAUGCCGUGCAUCCCGGCUACGGCUUCCUCUCCGAGCGCAGCGACUUUGCCCAGGCCGUGAUCGAUGCUGGCCUUCGGUUCAUCGGCCCCUCGCCCAAGGUUGUCCAGAACAUGGGCGACAAGGUGGCGGCUCGUGUGGCGGCCAUCGAGGCCGGUGUGCCCAUUGUGCCCGGCACAGAUGGUCCCGUAACCACCAAGGAGGAGGCCCUCGAGUUCUGUAAGAUGCACGGACUACCAGUCAUCUUCAAGGCGGCAUACGGCGGCGGCGGACGCGGCAUGCGAGUGGUGCGCAAGAUGGAGGAGGUCGAGGAGAGUUUCCAGCGCGCCAGCUCAGAGGCCAAGGCAGCCUUCGGAAACGGCGCCAUGUUCAUUGAGAAGUUCAUCGAGCGUCCGCGUCACAUCGAGGUCCAGUUGCUGGGCGACAAGGCAGGUAAUGUGGUGCACCUGUACGAGCGAGACUGCUCGGUGCAGCGUCGCCACCAGAAGGUUGUGGAAAUCGCUCCGGCUCCGCGCCUACCCAUCGAGCUACGUGACAAGAUGACAGAAGCUGCCGUGCGGCUGGCCCGUCACGUGGGCUACGAGAACGCAGGCACUGUGGAGUUCCUGUGCGACGAGUCAGGAAACUUCUACUUCAUUGAGGUGAACGCCCGCCUUCAGGUGGAGCACACGGUCACAGAGGAGAUCACCGGCAUCGAUCUGGUGCAGUCGCAGAUCCGCAUUGCCGAGGGCAUGACUCUUCCAGAGCUCGGCUACACCCAGGAGAAUAUUCAGCCCCGCGGCUAUGCCAUCCAGUGCCGUGUCACAACAGAGGAUCCCGCCAACGAUUUCCAGCCCAACACGGGACGCCUGGAGGUGUUCCGAUCGGGCGAGGGAAUGGGCAUUCGUCUGGACAGUGCCUCGGCCUAUGCCGGCGCCAUCAUCUCCCCGUACUACGACUCCCUGCUGGUCAAGGUGAUCGCGCAUGCAGGCGACCUGCAGAGUUCCGCCGCAAAAAUGAACCGUGCCUUGCGCGAGUUCCGCAUUCGUGGUGUCAAGACGAAUAUACCCUUCCUUUUGAACGUGCUGGAGAACCAGAAGUUCCUGAACGGCGUCUUGGACACCUACUUCAUUGACGAGCAUCCGCAGCUCUUCAAGUUCCGACCCACCCAGAAUCGUGCCCAGAAAUUACUCAACUACUUGGGCGAAGUGCUGGUCAACGGUCCACAGACCCCACUGGCCACCACCCUGAAGCCCGCCGAGGUCAGUCCUCAUGUGCCCGCCAUUCCACUGGACUUGUCGCCGGAGGCACUAGAACGUGAAGAGCGUGGCGAGGCCAAAGUUACGGAGCCACCUUGCGGUCUACGCGAUAUUCUGGUACGCCAGGGUCCCGAGGCCUUUGCCAAGGAGGUUCGCUCCCGCAAGAACCUGAUGCUGAUGGACACCACCUUCCGCGAUGCCCACCAAUCGCUGCUGGCCACGCGUGUACGCUCGCACGAUCUCCUGAAGAUCUCGCCCUAUGUGGCCCAUAAGUUCAACAAUCUCUAUGCGCUGGAGAACUGGGGUGGCGCCACCUUCGAUGUGGCCCUGCGCUUCCUGCACGAGUGCCCCUGGGAGCGUUUGGAGGAGAUGCGCAAGCGCAUCCCGAACAUUCCAUUCCAGAUGCUGUUGCGCGGAGCCAAUGCCGUUGGCUACACCAGCUAUCCGGACAACGUGGUUUACAAGUUCUGUGAACUGGCGGUUCAAACCGGCAUGGACAUCUUCAGAGUGUUCGACUCCCUCAACUAUCUGCCCAACUUGAUCCUAGGCAUGGAGGCGGCCGGCAAGGCUGGCGGCGUGGUCGAGGCAGCCAUCUCCUACACCGGCGAUGUGAGCGAUCCCAAGCGCACCAAGUACGAUCUCAAGUACUACACCAAUCUGGCCGACGAGCUCGUCAAGGCUGGCACCCAUGUGCUCUGCAUCAAGGAUAUGGCGGGUCUUCUGAAGCCCGAGGCAGCUACACUGCUCAUCACCGCCAUUCGUGACAAGCAUCCCGAUAUUCCAAUCCACAUCCACACCCACGACACCUCCGGAGCUGGAGUGGCGUCUAUGCUGGCCUGUGCGCAGGCUGGCGCUGAUGUGGUUGAUGUGGCCGUUGACUCGAUGAGCGGCAUGACCUCUCAGCCGAGCAUGGGAGCAGUGGUUGCCUCGCUGCAGGGCACGCCUCUGGACACAGGGGUGGAUCUGCGCGUUGUGUCGGAGUACUCGGCAUACUGGGAACAGACCCGCACCCUGUACGCUCCCUUUGAGUGCACCACGACCAUGCGGUCGGGCAAUGCCGAUGUGUACCUGAACGAGAUCCCCGGCGGUCAGUACACUAACCUGCAAUUCCAGGCCUUCUCUCUGGGUCUGGGUGACUUCUUCGAGGAUGUGAAGAAGGCGUACCGCGAGGCGAAUUUGCUAUUGGGUGACAUUAUCAAGGUCACUCCCUCGUCCAAGGUGGUGGGUGACUUGGCCCAGUUUAUGGUUCAGAACAACCUCACUGCCGAUCAGGUGCUGGAGAAGGCUGAGGAGCUUUCGUUCCCCAAGUCCGUGGUGGAGUUCUUGCAGGGACACAUUGGCAUCCCCCAUGGUGGAUUCCCCGAACCUCUGCGCUCCCGCGUUCUCAAGGAUAUGCCACGAAUCGAGGGACGUCCGGGCGCCGCGCUUGAACCUCUGGACUUUGACAAGCUGAAGCAGGAUUUGAAGGAAUCUCAUCCCAAUAUCACCGACCGCGACGUCAUGUCGUCGGCCCUCUAUCCCCAGGUGACCAACGAGUACCUGUUCUUCCGCGAGAAGUUCGGACCCGUCGACAAACUGGACACGCGCAUCUUCCUCACCGGACCCAAGGUGGGCGAGGAGUUCGAGGUGACGCUGGAGCGCGGCAAGACGUUGAGUCUGAAGGCCAUGGCCAUGGCCGCCGAUCUCAAGCCCAAUGGAGAUCGCGAGGUCUUCUUCGAGAUGAACGGCCAACUGCGCACAGUUCACAUUCUCGACAAGGAGGCUGUCAAGGAAAUCCACGUUCAUCCCAAGGCCAACAAGGCGGUCAAGAGCGAGGUGGGAGCCCCCAUGCCCGGCACUGUCAUUGACAUUCGCGUCGCUGUCGGCGAUAAGGUGGAGAAGGGUCAACCCCUGGUUGUACUCUCGGCCAUGAAGAUGGAGAUGGUAGUCCAGGCACCACAGGCGGGCGUUGUCAAGAAACUGGAGAUCGCAAACGGCAUGAAACUCGAGGGCGAUGAUCUGCUCAUGAUCAUCGAGUAAACACCUCAUCCCGCCCAAGCUUUAGGGCUUACAAUGUCCAUUGUCCAUGCUGCCAGCGCACACCUAUUGUAACAUUAAGUCGAACAGUGAUAAUCCUAGGGAUUCUCGUCAGUUGCCACCAAACCACCUAUAGCCCUGACUGUGCAUCUACUUUUUAUAUAUGUAUCUGUAUCUGUAGCUGAGACUAGUUAGGGAGCACAGGUUCUCGCUGUGUGUGUUCUAUGUAUAUUUAUGAUAGUUCUUGGAACCGUCACGACCGUCAUGUUUUAUACCCCGCCACACACUUUUAAGUACCGUUAAAAUUAAACUUGUACGAUUUUUGAAUUUAAGAUUUGCGAAAACUGUCAAAAUUCACCUCCUCCAAUACAUACGUAAGUGGUUAUAAAUGUCAAUAUCUAUAUUGAAAUAAAUGUUAAACAAAUAUGA